GAGUGAACACGUUACGAGCGCGUCGAUCGCAAAACUCAAACAUAAAAUUUGUUGACUCUUUGUCCCCCCGCUAGAAAGUUGUUUACGUGCCCGUCGCCCGCAACUAUCAAAGGGUUUCUAAGCUAACGGCAACUGUUUAGUGUAGUGAAGCGCACAAAUGGUGCACCAAGUGUAAAAUACAAAGGCAACUGCUUACGCAAGGAUUAACUGAGAGACAGUUUGAUAGACAAAAGCCGCCAAAAUAGCCGAACUAAUCGCCGCCUCGCCCGCACAAUCAACGCGCGUAUUUAUGACUAAAAUGAUUCCGCCGGUACCCACCUCUGCCGUCAUGUUGCCCACACCCAAGCAGAAGAUUGGCUUCAGCAUCGAUUCGAUUGUUGGCAACGAUGCGACGGUGACUGCCGCUGGAGGCAAUCCGGAACAGCAGCCUAGCAGCCCGCAGCCAGAUCGGAAUGGACCCGGAUCGCCGCCCCAAACGCCGCCUGCUGCACUCACAAUGCUAUCUGCCACGCCUACACCGCCUCAUCAUUUGAUGGCGCCACCAACACAUCAUGUCGGCCACGUGCUGCCGCCUCACAUGGCACCGCAUCCACAUGCGCAUCCGCACCCUCAUCCUCAUCUCUCGCCAGCCCAACAGCACGCACUGCAUCAGCAUCUACUGCUCCACCAGCAACAGCAGGGCACACCAAAGUCACAUCAUGAUAUACAGGAGCUGCUUCAGCGCUUGCAUCACAACGCCGCCGUCGCCAACAGCCUCAGUCCACUCCAGACACGCCUCUCGCCGCUGGGCGAUAUCAAUUCAACACCCGUUGGUGUUUCUGUGAAGCGAGAGCGUUCGCCUGCCCCGCCUGGCUCGGAUCAACUAGAGAACCCAGCGCAGCGCAUUCAGCCGCCACAUACGCCGCCCAAAUCGGUAUCGCCGCAAUCGUCGCAGCCCUCCUCAUCGCCCACACUGCUGGUCAGCAGUCCGCACAAUACGCCACCUCAGCAGCCGCAGCAACAGCCACCCAACUACCCCAAGACACCUGUAAUGCAUUCCUCCGCCGGCCCUGGCUCAGCUGGCCCCGGCCACAAUCCGCUCAUGCUGCCGGGCAUGCCGCCAGCGGGCCUAGUGCGUCCAUUCCCGAUGGGCCCAGGCGGUCCACCGCCGCCGCAAGGUCAGCCGGGUAUGCCCGACAUCAAGGCACUGCCGCCGUACAUCAACACGCCGCCGGAGCUGGCGCCUCAGCACAAUCCGCAUCUGAUUGCCGCCGCCCAAUUCCAAAUGGCCGCAGCUUUGCAAGCCGGCCAUGUGCUGGGUCCUGCAGCAGCUGCCGCAGCAGCGGCCGGUCUACCCCCACACGCCGCCGCCUCCUUCAUGGGCAAUCCGGGCAUGCCACGAGAAAGCUAUCCACUCUACCCAUGGCUGCUCAGUCGCCACGGCCGCAUCUUUCCACAUCGUUUUCCUGGAAACUUCCUUCUGCAACCUUUCCGUAAGCCAAAGCGCAUUCGCACUGCCUUCUCGCCGUCGCAGCUGCUAAAACUGGAGCACGCCUUUGAGAGCAAUCAGUAUGUGGUUGGAGCAGAGCGCAAGGCACUUGCUCAGUCACUCAAUCUGUCUGAGACACAGGUUAAGGUCUGGUUCCAGAAUCGUCGCACCAAACACAAACGCAUGCAGCAGGAGGACGAGAAGGGCGGUGGCUCCGGCUCCGAACGCAACAUGCACAACGGCAGCGGCGACGAAGAUGAUGACGAGCUCAUCGACAUGGAAAUGGACGAUUGCGCCAGCGAUGAUGAGCAUGAUCUGGAUGCGAGUCAUUAAGUGGCCACU
Molecule: messenger RNA, 1810 nt
Organism: Drosophila hydei
Lineage: Eukaryota; Metazoa; Arthropoda; Insecta; Diptera; Drosophilidae
Gene: ems
Product: homeotic protein empty spiracles
Exons: 2
Coding region: 290-1801 (503 amino acids)
Biological process (GO): brain development; neuron differentiation; regulation of DNA-templated transcription
Molecular function (GO): DNA binding; DNA-binding transcription factor activity, RNA polymerase II-specific
Source: RefSeq, a predicted model, not a curated record